Molecule: messenger RNA, 1778 nt
Organism: Oldenlandia corymbosa var. corymbosa
Lineage: Eukaryota; Viridiplantae; Streptophyta; Magnoliopsida; Gentianales; Rubiaceae
Source: the annotation of a GenBank genome assembly
UUCUACUAGAAGUAUAUAAAUCGCAAACUUCCUUAAGCCAUUGCGGAUAUAAAGCCUUGAGAGUUGAGAAUAAGUGAUCUCGAAUUCCUUAUUCACUUUUAGAACACAAGAGGGCAAGAAGAACAUUUACAUAGUGGAGAAAAUGGAAUCCAGUUUGACAAAACUUCAUGCUGUUUGUGUUCCAUAUCCAGUACAAGGCCACAUAAAUCCGAUGUUGAAGUUAGCAAAAAUACUUCAUCAAAAAGGAUUUCACAUCACUUUUGUCAACACAGAAUUCAACCACAAACGUCUGCAAAGAUCGCGAGGUCCUGAUUCCGUUAAUGGCUUUCCCUCUUUCCGAUUUGAAUCCAUUCCAGAUGGCCUUCCUCCUUCAGAUGUUGUUGUUGAUGCCUCUCAAGACAUUCCAUCCCUGUCCGAAUCAACAUCUAGAGAUUGCAUUGAUCCUUUUAAGGAACUUCUUGCAAAACUAAACCAAUCCGCUUCUUCAUCACAAGUUAAUCCACCAGUUUCUUGCAUAGUUUCUGAUGGAGCCAUCAGUUUCACCCUUGAAGCUGCUGAGGAAUUUGGCAUUUGUAACGUCCUUUUUUGGGCUACAAGUGCUUGUGCUUAUUUAGCUUUUAUGCAUGAUUCUAAGGUCGUUGAGAUGGGGAUAACACCGCUCAAAGAUGCAAGUUAUUUGACAAAUGGGUAUCUUGAGCAAACUCUGGAUUUGAUUCCAGGAUUGGAAGGCAUUCACCUGAGAGAUUUUCCAAGUUUUAUAAGAACCACAAAUCCAGAUGAUACCAUGAUCAAAUUCUUCCUCCAAGAAACAGAGAGAGACAAGAAGGCUUCUGCAAUUAUAUUGAACACGUUCGAGGAACUCGAAUUCAAUGCAAUUCAAGCUCUUUCAUCCAUUCUUCCUCCAAUCUACUCCACUGGGCCACUAAAUCUUCUCCAAGAAUUGGUCGAUCAAGAUGGAAGCUUAUCUCAAUUGGGAUCGAAUCUUUGGAAAGAAGAAACAGAGUGUUUCCAAUGGCUUGAUGAUAAGGAACACAAAUCUGUUGUUUCUAUGAACUUCGGCAGCAUCACGGUUAUGACAUCUGACCAGCUUUUGGAAUUUGCUAGGGGAUUAGCAAACAGUAAAUAAACAUUUCUGUGGAUCAUUAGGCCUGAUCUUGUGUCUGGCAAUUCAGCAAUUCUUCCUCCUGAAUUCUUGGAGGAAAUCAAGGAUAGGGGCUUGUUAGCCAGUUGGUGUCCUCAGGAACAAGUUCUUAAGCACCCUUCAAUUGGAGGAUUCUUAACGCACAGCGGAUGGAAUUCCACCAUUGAAAGUAUUAGUUUUGGAGUUCCUAUGAUUUGUUGGCCUUUUUUUGCUGAUCAACAAACCAAUUGUUGGUAUUGCUGCACUAAGUUGGGAAUUGGAAUGGAAAUAGACAAUAAUGUGAAUAGGGAUGAAGUUGAGAGACAGGCUAGAGAGUUAAUGGUUGGAGAAAAAGGAAAAGAUAUGAAGCAGAAAAGUUUGGUGUUGAAAAGCAAGGCCGAAUAAGCAGCCAAAACCGCCGCUGGUUCUUCUCGCAGAAAUUUGGAUGAGGUGAUCAAAUUAAUUAUGUCCAAAUAAUUUAAAAAAUAACGGUUUAAGUCAUGAUAUUAUUAAAUUAUCUUUGCUUUGGACUACUUGUUGUAAUGAUCACCGAUUUGUCUUGUUGACAUAACUAGAUAUUAAACAUGCACGAUGUGUGUGAUUUAUUUAUAUACAUUUUUAAAAGGUUAUAAUAAAAAAUAUAAAAAGUGUACAAUAU